Selaginella moellendorffii is the source of this 703-nucleotide messenger RNA. RefSeq lists its product as uncharacterized. The coding region runs from base 77 to 703 and encodes 208 amino acids. The record is from RefSeq and is a predicted model, not a curated record. Lineage: Eukaryota; Viridiplantae; Streptophyta; Lycopodiopsida; Selaginellales; Selaginellaceae. The transcript is spliced from 3 exons.
UUGAUCAUUUAUAUGGUCUACUUGCAUGGAGGGAAGGAGCUACACUGUGACUUUCUGAAGCUUCUACAAGUGUAGAAUGGGACAUCAGAAUCGAUCUUUGAAACACUACAAGAGGCUGAGAAUGAUUUGUCCCAAGAUCAUUGGUGUGCACUGCGUAGCUCACCGAGAGGCUCUUGCUGCCAAGGAUGGCUUUACAACCAAUCAACCAAUCUUUGACGCCAUCGACAAGCUAGCUCAAAAAAUCAAGUCGUGGCUGGGGAAAAGCUCUUUAAGGCAUAAAGAGCUAAAGGAGCUUUUACAGUCAUAUUGUCUUAAGGAGCUCAAGAUGCUAGCAAUGCAUGAUGUUCGUUGGCUAUCUAGGGGAGAAGUGAUGCAGUGGCUGGUGAUAGCUAUGCCUGCUUUGCUUGAUCAGUGGAAAAUUGCAGAUAAAACUCAGUACUCCAGCCUCACGACCAUUCAGCCAGUGGAGGUGAAGAACACUAGGAUGUCAAGUGAACCUGCUCAAUCUUCAAGUGUUGUUCCACUUGGUCUAGAUUUGAAUGCUCUAGGGACAGCUUUAUUGCCAGCACCAACUCCAGGUUCAGUAGCAGAUUGUGUGAUCAAGGGCCAAGCUUAUGUUCAAGCAACAGUGAACACGUUGAACACCUGUUUUCCAGAUGUUACCUUCUUCAACAGCUUCAAGCUAUUUAGACCAGUGUCAUAG